Molecule: messenger RNA, 723 nt
Organism: Auanema sp. JU1783
Lineage: Eukaryota; Metazoa; Nematoda; Chromadorea; Rhabditida; Rhabditidae
Source: the annotation of a GenBank genome assembly
AUGUCUCUCGAAUAUCGGAUAGGCACUAAGAAUGAUAAUGAGAUUGUUCACCAAUUUCUACUGAACCAUUUUCGUGUAACUGAACCCAUCACGAGUACAAUAAAUGCAACAAAGGAUGACGUUUUCGAUUUUUUCAUUGAUUUACGAGAUGGUGGGCUUACAAAUGAGAAAUGGUCAACCCUCUGUUUUGAUGGGCCAGAGCUAGUUGGAAUCUCACUCAACUAUACUAAACUAGUAGAAGGUUCGCCUGAGUCAGAAUCAUCAAGUUUUGACCCACGCGCCGAUUUUGCCAAAGCAAUUGAAUCUGGACCGUAUACGCAGCUAAAUGCUAAUAGAUUAGUAGUCUUCGUUGAAACUGUGGAAGCUGGAAUGGCCAAACUAAUCAACGCUCCUAAGAAAAUAUUUAAAAUCGACGUAUUGUGUGUUCGGUCAGAUUACCAAGGAAAAGGAAUAGCUUCUCAAAUGCUUCGACGGGCUGAACAAGCGGCAGUGGAUGCUGGGUGCAGUUACAUAAUCUCAACAGCAACAGCUGUGGCUUCUCAAACUCUUUUCGCCAAGAAUGGAUUUACAGUACUCCGUGAACUCCCAUUCUCUUGCUUCCGAGAGAAUGGGGUGGCAGUUUACGAAAACUUGACGGAUGGUGGAAGAGCAGCAAAAUUGAUGACAAAGCCUAUGCCAGAAAAACAAAAUGAUGAAGAGGAAGAAGAAGAAGAUUUAAAAUAA